AUGCGUGAAGUAAUAUCAAUUCAUAUUGGCCAAGCUGGUGUUCAAAUCGGAAAUUCUUGUUGGGAAUUAUAUUGUUUGGAACAUGGAAUACUUCCUGAUGGAGAGAUUCUUGAAAAUGAAGAGAAGACAAAUUCGAUGAGCACAUUUUUUAGUGAAUCGAGUCAGGGAAAAUAUGUUCCACGAUCGAUUUUUGUUGAUUUGGAACCGACUGUUGUUGGUGAGUUUUUUUUUGAAAGAGGAAAGGGAAAUUUUUGGCGCCGAAAUUAAAGGUAAAAAUUUUCAGAUGAAAUUCGAACAGGAGUCUACAAAAAACUCUUCCACCCUGAACAAAUGUUGACUGGAAAAGAAGAUGCUGCAAAUAAUUAUGCUCGUGGACAUUACACAGUUGGAAAAGAAAUAAUUGAUGUGACAAUCGAUCGAAUUCGUCGAAUCACAGAUAAUUGUGAAUCACUUCAAGGAUUCUUCAUUUUCCAUUCAUUCGGAGGUGGAACUGGAAGUGGAUUCACUUCACUUUUAAUGGAAAAAUUGUCUGAAAAUUAUGGGAAGAAGAGUAAACUCGAGUUCUCGAUAUAUCCAGCGCCCCAUAUUUCAACUAGUGUUGUCGAACCUUAUAAUUCCAUUUUGACAACUCAUACACACCUCGGCCAAUCCGUGGCUGGCCAGAGUACAAUUUUUUGA
Messenger RNA from Caenorhabditis angaria, 678 nucleotides. Lineage: Eukaryota; Metazoa; Nematoda; Chromadorea; Rhabditida; Rhabditidae. The record is from the annotation of a GenBank genome assembly.